UGUCUGAUCGCAACGGUGCAAUCGGAUUUCAAUUCGAAGAAAGUUGGACCAAAAAGUGUUCCCCGACUGGGACCAAAUUAGUCCCAAUCAGGGACUUGCGUUUGGAAUCGAAGAAAUAUCGCAGCCCCCUCCACUGAGACGCCGAAACAGGAACGGAUACAUCAUCACCUUGGCCUCUUCCUCCAUUCUUUUACUAUAUAAGAAACCCAACUUCACCAUUUCUUCACCAUUCUUCAUCAAAUUCAUUCUGAGAGAUAGCCUUGAGUGUGGAGAACGCAGUGGUGUUGUCAAUUUGAUCCAAGAGAAGCACGACCAGCGAGAAAUUGUUUUGAUACAUUCUGGAAUUGAAGGUGUUAAACGAAAAAGACAACUGGGAAGAGAAGAGAUAAGGCAAUGAAGUCUGGUUUGCAGAGCUACCACGGAUUUGCCGAAUUACAACACGACCUCCUCAUAGCGUUGGUGAAUCAAGAUGGGUACCACAAGAACUAUCUCACCAUCAACUAUAUUCUCAAGGGGUUGGCCGAGAUGUUGUACCCCGUCUAUGCCAAUGCAAAGCUUGCCAAUGAGCUUUGGGACAACUUGAACAAGAAGUAUCAAGCUGAAGACGCCGGCACGAAGAAAUUCAUCGUCGAAAAGAUGCUAGACUAUAAAAUGGUUGAGAGCAAAUCUGUUGUCGCCAAGGCUGGGGAGCUUACGGACGGGCUUGCCAGAAAAGGUGGAGGGGCGAAGGCAAAUGUGGUGGAACAUCCUUCAGGCUCCUCACAUGGCGGGAAGAACAAAAAGAAAAUAGGUCCUAAGGGUGGCAUUUCUAAAUUUGCGGCGAAGUGCUACAAUUGUGGCAUCACCGGGCGUCGUUCCUCCAAUUGCAGGAAAAAGAAGCCACAAAAGAACAAGAAGAAGAUAACUGAAGCCAUGUGCGCAGAGCUCGACAACUUGGACCUCUGUGUAGUUGUCACCGAGGUGAAUCUUAUCGGGUCAAACCUGAAGGAAUGGUUUGUGGACACAGGAGCCACACGCCAUAUUUGCUCCGCUGACAAGGCCAAGGGCGGAGGUGGUGGCGGCGGCGGCGGAGGGAAGAAGGCGUUGAGAGUUGGGGACAAGAACAACCCCUCCUCCUCCUCCAGAUCUGGGCCGUCGGUGGGGUCCACCGAGGAGAGGGUGCCAGAACUGAAGGAGCGGUGGAACCCGAAGCCGGAGCAGAUUCGGAUACUCGAGGCCGUUUUCAACUCCGGCCUCGUGACUCCGAUGCGGGAGGACAUCAUGAAGAUUAGGGCCCGGAUUGAGGAGUACGGCCAGGUGGCGGAUUCCAGCGUCUUUUACUGGUUCCAGAACCGGAAAUCUAGGAGCAAGAACCGCCAGCGCAAGCAGCGGCGGUCCGCCGACCCACCGCCCCUUCAGCAGCAGCAGCAAAACCCUCCUCCUCCUCCUCCUCUUCUUCCUCUUCAGCCGCCGCUGACCGCCUUCGCCGCCCCGGGGAUGACCCUAGUUUCGACAACCUCAACCGCAUCGUCCUCCUCGUCUUCCGGGAACAACAACCCCGGCUCGUACAUCCAGUCCCCUCCCGCCGAGACCGAGUAUCUCGCCGAGCUUCCCCCGUUCGUGUACCCCGACGCCACGCCUCUUGAUGGCAGCGGCGGUGCUUCUUCAUCCGCGGCGCAUUUCACUCAAGGGUUCGGCUUCCACGCAGCCACCGCCAUCGAUGACGACCUCCCGGAAGCUUCUUUCACUGAGCUUCUCACUGUUGGGAACCCUUCUUAUGGUGGUUUUCCGGCCACCCAUCUCAUGGGGAAUUUCAACCAACAAUUUCCCUCUUCUUCCCUUUCUCUUCCUCCUCCUCCCCCACCUUUCCCAGGGGAGGGAAAGGUGACGGUGAUGAUAAACGAGAUGGCAUUUGAGGUGCCGGCGGGGCCAUUCAACCUCCGGGAGGCGUUCGGCGACGGGGCGGUGCUGUUCCAUUACGCCACCGGCCAGGCGGUGGUCACUAACGAGUGGGGCUUCACUCUCCAUCCCCUACAGCAUGGAGAAUCCUACUGCUUACUCCGCACCUCGCCUUAAUUAGCUCUACUCUCAUUUGAUCAGAUAUAGAGCAAAAAUGGGCAAAGGAAUGUGGGAUGAGAGGUGUUGCAGU
Molecule: messenger RNA, 2128 nt
Organism: Cuscuta campestris
Lineage: Eukaryota; Viridiplantae; Streptophyta; Magnoliopsida; Solanales; Convolvulaceae
Source: the annotation of a GenBank genome assembly